This is a messenger RNA of Aspergillus alliaceus, 763 nucleotides long. RefSeq lists its product as uncharacterized. The record is from RefSeq and is a predicted model, not a curated record. The transcript has 2 exons. Lineage: Eukaryota; Fungi; Ascomycota; Eurotiomycetes; Eurotiales; Aspergillaceae. Bases 87 to 716 code for a protein of 209 amino acids.
GUCGGUGGAAUCAGUUGUCGCAUGGGACUAAGGCCCUUAUUCAACGCUGUGAUGUAGCGCGGUUUCGGCAGCCUUUUGAGAGGGCGAUGCUUGAAUCACAGCGAGCAUUUUUCAUUAUUCAAGAUUUGAACCAGCGACGACCAUGCUUUCUCGCAGACUCUCCUUGGCGGGAGUUCCUACAGCAAACAAAAGAAACGGCAUCGGGAUCUUCAAGUCGAGCUUUUGCUCUGCGAUCCAAGCUGUGCGACUGGUUGGUGGAUAUUCCUGUGCUUCUUCGGGAAAUGUCAGGGGUCCUGCAAAGUGGAGACCAUGAGAUGCAACUAGCGAGCCUUGUGCAACGAUCUACUGUCAUACAUGAUCAGAUAGAGGGCUGGUAUCUAAAGGAGGUGGUACCAAUUACUGUAUUUGGUCAUCGGCAAGGAGACUUCAAUGCACCGUUUUACACCCCUGUCGGGUACUCCCAGCUGCUUCUGGCCGUACUGGACUGUGUGGUCAACUCUACGCUCAGUGUACUGGAAGAUGCAAUUUCUACCUGUACGCCUCCGCCAUUACAGCUAGGAUGCAAUCGCUCGAAGGUUUAUUAUGCAAGUAUGAUAGCAGGGCGACAGCAGACCGCGAUGAACGCUCUAGAAUACGUCCGGGGAUACUCCGCGGUGGCUGCCAAACCUCUAGAGUUCGGACUAAAACAGCUACGGUCGCUGAAAACAGACCAGUGAUCGCUUAUUGAGUUGAAAGGCCAAAGAGAAAUGCUAUACUAAUAUUC